AUGGAGAAUAACCCGGUCGGAAAUCUCGCACGCUUAGUUCUUGCCGUUGAUAGAACGCUUCAAGACAUUCAUAAGAGGGGAGGAGGACCAUCCCCUCUGGAAUGUACAAGGGCGGACGAAUACGAUGCUUGCGCCAACGAUUAUAUGGAUCCGCACAAUCCAAGGUUAUGGUCCGAUGCCGCACCCUUUCGUCUCUUGAAGGCAUUCUGGGCUAGUGUCAAAACUAGCCAGAGGUGGAGUUACGGUAUUAAAAAGGUAUACAUCACUGGCGUUACGCCUCUGCUUUUAAGCGACCUUGUCAGCGGUGCGAACAACCAAGAAAACGUCUCUUUCAAUCCAUUGUUUUCAACCGUUUGCGGAUUAACUCGAUCCGACGUACUAGGAGCACUAAGGGUUAUCUGCAACAAUGAGGAAGAGGUGCAAAAGCACCUGAGGGAAUUGGAACACAACGCCAAUGGCUAUCAUUUCUGCGAUGAACAGAGUGUAGAGCCGGUGUUCAACACCCAUACUGCUCUUUCAUAUCUUGAAGCAAUUAGGGAGGGAAGAAGACCUAAAGGCGUGGAAGCUCCCAACUCGAAGGUCUCUGAGAGCUUCUUAGAGGCUUGUACAGGGGCACCUAGAGCUGUGAACGAGAUACAAUUAGCACUUCAAAAGGACGAAGGCGGCGCUUACCGAAAGAUUUCAUAUGACACAGUUGCUCCGCAGCUUUAA
This is a messenger RNA of Rhinocladiella mackenziei CBS 650.93, 711 nucleotides long. RefSeq lists its product as uncharacterized. The transcript has 3 exons. The record is from RefSeq and is a predicted model, not a curated record. The coding region runs from base 1 to 711 and encodes 236 amino acids. NCBI's taxonomy places the organism in Eukaryota, Fungi, Ascomycota, Eurotiomycetes, Chaetothyriales, Herpotrichiellaceae.